Centropristis striata (black sea bass) is the source of this 1863-nucleotide messenger RNA. Its product is annotated as dynein axonemal heavy chain 12-like. The record is from RefSeq and is a predicted model, not a curated record. Bases 15 to 1802 code for a protein of 595 amino acids. The transcript has 12 exons. Gene Ontology annotation, cellular component: ubiquitin ligase complex. NCBI's taxonomy places the organism in Eukaryota, Metazoa, Chordata, Actinopteri, Perciformes, Serranidae. Gene Ontology annotation, biological process: intracellular signal transduction; protein ubiquitination; ubiquitin-dependent protein catabolic process. Gene Ontology annotation, molecular function: protein binding.
UUUGUGGGGACAUCAUGGAGUAUGUUCGGUUUGGGACGGAGGAAGAUGAUGAUGAAGACGCAGCGACUCAGUUCAUGAUCGAACAGAGUCUGUUAGAGAGCAACAAACAGAAAGACACACAGAGAGAAACCAUGACGACCACCACAGCAGACAGAAACAGGUCAGAAACAGAAAACAUCUCUGGUACUCUCAUCUUCACCGCUAUCAGACAAGGUAACGAGAAGCUCCUGAAGGAUCUCAGUGUCCGACAGAGAGACAAGUUUUCUCAGACGGACAGUCGAGGUUGGACUCCUCUCCACGAAGCUGCAGCUCAGAGCAACCAGAGCGUCCUGGAGCUCACCUUCAAAGUUUCAGGCUCAGACUGUUUGGAGAGUCGGACUCUGCGGGGUCAGACUCCUCUCUUCCUGGCAGUAGAAGAAGGUCUGAUAGAAAACGCCUCCUUCCUCCUCCAGCAGGGAGCCCAGCCAGACAGCCAGGACCAGGACCUGGACUCUCCGCUGGUCCUAGCGAUCCGUGCAGACCGCUCCGACCUGGUGAAGCUGCUGCUCCAGCGGGGCUCCAAGGUGAACCAGGAGGUCCUCCACAGGCGCCGUCCGCUCCACGAGGCCUCUCGGCUGGGUAACGCUGCGCUGGUCGACCUGCUGCUGGAGGCCGGAGCGCUGCCGGACCCUCCCAGCCACUACGGCAUCACCCCGCUGGCUCUGGCUGCUCAGGGGGGACACCUGGAGGUGGUGCAGACGCUGCUGAGGAGCGGGGCAGACGUGCUGAGCCAGGCUCAGGACGAAUCCUCCGUCCUGUACGAGGCGUGUCUGUCUGGAGAUCCAGCCGUCAUCAGACUGUUACUGGAACACGGAGCAGACGCCAACGUGGCCAGAAACACGGGACACAUGCCGAUCCACCGCGCCGCCCACCAGGGACACCUGGAAGCUCUGAAGAUGCUGAUUCCAGUCUCUGAUGUGGAAGAAGUCAACGACAGCGGGACGAGUCCUCUACACGGAGCUGCUGCAGGAGGAAGCACAGACUGCAUCAAGGUCCUGCUGGAUGCAGGUUAUGACCCCAAUUUCAUGCUCCAUUCCUGGGUACGGCGUAACUAUGACGACGAGAGGAGGUCGGCGCUCUUCUUCGCUGUUUUAAACAACGACGUGGCGUCAUCGAGGAUGCUGCUGGAGGCCGGAGCCAUGACCAACCAGGACCCCGUCAAAUGUCUGCAGAUCGCUCUGCAUGUCGGUAACUACGAGCUGAUCGACCUGCUGCUGAGGUUCGGAGCCAACGUCAACUAUUACUGCAAAGUCAACACGACUCACUACCCGUCAGCGCUGCAGUACGCACUCAAAGACGAGGUGGUCUUCAGGAUGCUGUGUAACUAUGGUUACGACGUGGAGCGCUGCUUCGACUGUCCCUACGGCAACGGCUCCCACAUCCCCGAGGACUACGAGGGCUGGACUAACACUGUGAUCAAAGACACCAUGUUCUGUGAGGUGAUCACCGUCUCGUGGCUGAAGCACCUGUCAGGUGAGGUGGUGCGCAUGCUGUUCGACUACCUGGACCACGUGACGCUGUGCUCCAAGCUGAAGGCGGCGCUGAUGGAGCAGAAGCAGUGGCCCGACAUCUGCAGGCUGCAAGAAAACGCCCGCUGCCUGCAGCAUCUGUGCCGCCUGCGGAUCCGGCGCUGCCUCGGUCGUCUCCGUGUCCGGUCUCCGGUCUUCAUGAGCUUCCUGCCGCUGCCGGAGCGUCUGAAGGACUACGUCCAGUACCGGGAGUACGACCUGUACGGCCGGCAGAGCGGCAGGCCGCCCCGCUGACAGCAGAAUCAUUACAUAUGAACAUUUAAAAAUACAUCCACACAUUAAAAUCACUUCUUCU